AUGUUCAAUUCUGUUAAGAAAGAAGAUGGUUUCAAGCACACGUUGUUAACAUAUUGGUGCAUGAUUGAAAAGCUUGGGUUUCAUAUUGAGUUUGAGGCUAUAGAGAAUGUGCUCAUGGAGAUUAGGAUGAAUGUUGAUAAUAGUUUAUUGGAAGGAGUGUCUAUUGUAGCCAUGAGAAAUUAUGGAAGGAAAGGGAAGGUUCAUGAUGUUGUUGAUGUGUUUAAGAGGAUGGACUUGCAUAACUAUGAGCCAUCAGUUUUAUCUUGUAAUGCAAUCAUGAACAUAUUGGUUAAGUAUGGGUAUUUCAAUCAAGCUCAUAAAGUGUAUUUGAGAAUGAAAGAUAAAAAAGAUGUUCCUGACGUUUACACAUUCACAAUAAAGAUAAAGUCAUUUUGUAGGACAAAAGGGCUUCAUGCAGCUUCACGGCUUCUUAACAACAUGCCUUCUCAAGGCUGUGAGCUUAAUGUAGUUGCAUAUUGUAUGAUGAUUGGCGGGUUUUAUGAAGAGAACUAUCAAGUGAUGAAGAAGGAAGCAUGCCCAAAUUUAUUUACAUUUAAUGUCUUCAUCCAAGAGCUUUGCAGAAAAGGUGCACUUGAUGGAGCAAUCAAUUUGUUGGAUAGUGUGAAUGGGGAAGGCCUCAGUCCUGAUGUUGUCACAUACAACACAUUAAUCUAUGGAUUGUGCAAGAACUCCAAGGUUGUAGAAGCUGUGAACUAUCUACAUAAAAUGUUGAAUAAGGGGUUGGAGCCUGAUGGCUUUACUUACAAUCCUAUAAUUGAUGGAUACUGCAAAAUCGGCAUGACACAAGAAGCUGACAAGAUUCUGAAUGAUGCAAUUUUCAAAGGAUUUGUACCUGAUGAGUUUACACAUUGCUCACUAAUUAAUGGGUUAUUCAAGGACAAUGACAUAGACCAUGCCUUGGCUCUUUUCAAUGGGGAAGUGGGGAAAGGAUUAAAGCCUUACACUAGUCUACAUAGAACCCUGAUUAAAGGGCUCAACGAGGACUUAUUUUGGAAGCAUUGCCACUGA
This is a messenger RNA of Hevea brasiliensis (rubber tree), 1029 nucleotides long. Its product is annotated as putative pentatricopeptide repeat-containing protein At1g74580. The record is from RefSeq and is a predicted model, not a curated record. The transcript has 2 exons. Lineage: Eukaryota; Viridiplantae; Streptophyta; Magnoliopsida; Malpighiales; Euphorbiaceae. Gene Ontology annotation, molecular function: protein binding. Bases 1 to 1029 code for a protein of 342 amino acids.